UGCGUACUUCCGGCUGCCGGGUUGACAUGAAGUAGCAGCGGCUGCUAGGGCGGCGGUAGCGGCGAGAGUCGCGGCUUGGAACGGGCUUUGGGGCUCCGAGCGAGACGCGGCCUAGAGCGACAGGCGGCGUAGCUGGCCGAGGAGGGGGCACAGCACCGCCCUGGCCCGUCAUGGAAAUGGAAAAGGCCUUUGAGCAGAUCGACAAGACCGGGAGCUGGGCGGCCAUUUACCAGAACAUCCGACGUGAAGCCAGUGACUUUCCCUGUAGAGUGGCUAAGCUUCCGAAGAACAAAAACCGAAACAGGUACCGAGACGUCAGUCCCUUUGACCAUAGUCGGAUUAAACUACAUCAAGAGGAUAACGACUAUAUCAAUGCAAGUUUGAUAAAAAUGGAAGAAGCCCAAAGGAGUUACAUUCUCACCCAGGGCCCACUGCCCAACACAUGUGGGCACUUCUGGGAGAUGGUGUGGGAGCAGAGGAGCAGGGGCGUGGUCAUGCUCAACCGCGUGAUCGAGAAGGGCUCGAUAAAGUGUGCACAGUACUGGCCACAAAAAGAAAAAAGAGAGAUGGUCUUUGAUGACACAAAUUUGAAAUUAACAUUGAUCUCGGAAGACAUCAAGUCGUAUUACACAGUACGACAGCUAGAACUGGAAAACCCUACAACCCAAGAAACUCGAGAGAUCUUGCACUUCCACUACACCACAUGGCCUGACUUCGGAGUCCCAGAGUCACCAGCCUCAUUCCUGAACUUUCUUUUCAAAGUUCGUGAGUCGGGCUCCCUCAGCCCGGAGCACGGCCCUAUUGUGGUGCACUGCAGUGCCGGCAUCGGCAGGUCGGGGACCUUCUGCCUGGCGGACACCUGCCUCUUGUUGAUGGACAAGAGGAAAGACCCUUCAUCCGUGGACAUCAAGAAAGUGCUGUUGGAGAUGAGGAGGUUCCGGAUGGGGCUGAUCCAGACGGCCGACCAGCUGCGUUUCUCCUACCUGGCCGUGAUCGAAGGUGCCAAAUUCAUCAUGGGAGACUCUUCGGUGCAGGACCAGUGGAAGGAGCUCUCCCACGAGGACCUGGAGCCCCCACCUGAGCACGUGCCCCCUCCGCCUCGGCCACCCAAAAGAAUCCUGGAGCCACACAAUGGCAGAUGCAAGGAGUUCUUCUCAAACCACCAAUGGGUAAAGGAUGAGAGUGAAGAGGAUAAAGAUGGCCCCAUUGAGGAAGAAACCAGAACCCCCUUAAGUGUACCCUGCAGCAUGGGCAGCAGGAGCCGAGACACUGAAGUUAGAAGUCGGGUGGCUGGUGGAGGUCUGUGCAGCACCCAAGCUGCCUGCCCUGCCAAGGGGGAGCCGUCACCGCCCAAGGAGGAGGAGCAGGAAUGCGCGCCCCCUCCCUGGAAGCCCUUCCUGGUGCACGUGUGCGUGGCCACAGCACUCACGGCCGGAGCGUACCUCUGCUACAAGGUCUAUUUCCACUGACAGGGACAGUGAGGCGCACGAGCGCAGGAAGCGCUGGCCGUGCCGGGCGAGGAUGCUGUUUUGAGGAGCAUCUGAGCCAGUCUCAGAAAGAACGGAUCAAGGUGUUUAAAGUCUGGAACUGUGGAAGGGCUAAUGAGAGAAGUAAGGAUUGCUGCACUGGGGUUUUAAGGAGCCCUGUGGUCCCAAGAAUAUAAGAGUCUAAUCUCAGGGCCUUAACCUAUUCAGGAGUAAGUAGAGAAAAUGCCAAAUACGCGUCUCUCUCUCUCUCUCUCUCUCUCUCUCUCUCUCUCUCUCUCUGUUUCUCUCUCUGUCUCUCUCUG
This is a messenger RNA of Octodon degus (degu), 1789 nucleotides long. It is a transcript of the gene Ptpn1, whose product is annotated as protein tyrosine phosphatase, non-receptor type 1. Gene Ontology annotation, molecular function: protein tyrosine phosphatase activity. Bases 171 to 1469 code for a protein of 432 amino acids. Lineage: Eukaryota; Metazoa; Chordata; Mammalia; Rodentia; Octodontidae. The record is from RefSeq and is a predicted model, not a curated record. The transcript has 9 exons. Gene Ontology annotation, biological process: protein dephosphorylation.